Mytilus trossulus (common blue mussel) is the source of this 4047-nucleotide messenger RNA. RefSeq names its product fat-like cadherin-related tumor suppressor homolog. Gene Ontology annotation, molecular function: calcium ion binding; cadherin binding. NCBI's taxonomy places the organism in Eukaryota, Metazoa, Mollusca, Bivalvia, Mytilida, Mytilidae. The transcript has 19 exons. Gene Ontology annotation, cellular component: catenin complex; membrane. The record is from RefSeq and is a predicted model, not a curated record. Gene Ontology annotation, biological process: homophilic cell-cell adhesion. The coding region runs from base 236 to 3229 and encodes 997 amino acids.
UACUAUGGUACAAUACUUUUCAAUGAUUUUAAAUUUGAAUCAUCGAAACAUGUUAUAUCGAUGAAUUACUUCAUAUUUUAUUAUCACAUAUGUAUUAUAAGGUAUAUAAUUGGACAGAUUUUAUUUGAUAUAUACUGUAUAAGAAGGGGAAAUACUGGUGUAUAAAUUCACAAUGACGUCAGAGACAAAGUAAAUAAAAUCAAAAUUAAUAGGAGGAACAUAUAUAAAGUUCAAUAUGAUUGUUUUCCUGUUGGUCUUUCUAUUGUAUUUUUGUUCUGGAAUUAAAACAAUAAACGGACAACCAUGUACGGCAACGGAUACUAUUGGUAGACAGAAUACACAGGACAAAGACAAUAAUGAUUAUAAUAAUGAAGGAGUGAAUGCUGUUUUGCUGAAUGACAACAAAUAUCAGUUUGAUUGCUGUGGCUUUAUUUCAACUUGGGAAAUAUUUGCCAGAAAUGGGGCAGCUGUUCCAAUUGAUGUAAAAGUACAGGUUUGGGAAGAUACAGGAGGAACUUUGUGGAAUCUUCGAGGAGAAAACACAAUCACUGCAAACACUGAUGAUGCCGAGAAUGUAGUAACAAUAACAGCCCCCAAUAGGAUUCGUGCAAGAAAUAACGAUUACAUAGGCUUUUAUGAACCUUUUGGGUCUGUGGUCACAUAUGGAGGUGGAAGCAGAUAUAAGACAACUAACUUUGGCUCAAAUCAAAUGUCUUAUGAUUGGAAUUCCGAAGCUCAAGGAAACAACAGGGAUCAUGCGAUUCAUGCCAUUAUAGUUGCAAGCCUGACUCCAGUGUUCACGAACUUAGACGAUACUGUAGCAGUGAGUAACAGUGAAGUAGCAGGAACUGUCUUGUUUACUCUUACCAUUAGUGACGGAGAUGCUGAGGAUGAUGCUACACAACUAACUUUAGCGAAUACAGUCAACACGGGAUCUGCUUCAACUUUGUUUGAAUAUAAUUCUCUUACAUUAGAAAUCAAAGUGAGGGCUGGUGUUACUCUGACUCCUGGAGAUCACUCAAUGACAUUUAGUAUUACAGAUCCAUGUGGACAGUCUUCAACAGGAACACUGACUUUACGAGUAGAAAAUGAUCCACCAGUGAUAACGAGUCUAGCUACAAGUAAUAAUAAAACUAUAUCCGAGGAUCUGACAACAGAGACUUUACUGGAUAUUCUCGAAGUCACCGAGUCGGAUCCCUUCACAUGUCAGAUAGAUUCUACAGGAGUUCCAUUUGUCAUAAAAACUAUAUCUGGAUCUUCCAAGUAUGGAAUUUUCCUAUCAGCUGGUGCAUCCAUGGAUUACGACACACAAAAUGCCUACGUUUUAGAUUUAUCGUGUACUGAUACUUAUGAUGUCACAACAGGAAUAUAUACAGUCUACCUUAAAAGGAACAAUCCACCUAUUAUUAAUGGACUACCUUUGGCAAUAGAUGUACAAGAGGACAGUGUUGUAGAAACCACUCUUUAUACCAUGUCUGUUACAGACCCAGAAAACACUGCUGUAACCUGUUCUAUUCCUACAAUUACACCAUCAACAACUAUACUAUUCCAAAAGCCAUCUGCUAACUUUAACGAAUUUGACAUUGUUUUGCAGUCGAAUCCCAAUCUUCAGUAUGAUUUAGUGCGAACUUACCGACUUGAUAUAACAUGCACAGACGGAAGACGAAGCGACACUGGUGUCUUCUUUGUGAAUGUUCUUCGAAACAAACCAACUAUAUUCUUAAAUCUGCAGAACACAACCACAGUUUCCAGCAUCUCAUCAUAUAUUGGACAAAUAGUGUUUGAUGUAGAAGUUACUGACCCAGAGAAUGACCAAGUUCAGUUUUCCAUGUCAUGUGUACCGUCUACCAAUUCGCCAUUUGAAAUUUACCACUCUGGUGAAAUAUUGCUAAAAAGGUCCAUUGAAGGAGAAUUCGUACCAGCCUAUGAUUGUUAUGUUGAAGUCAGCGAUGGAAAGACCACAACAGGUCCUAGGUCAUUGACUGUUCACGUUUUAGAUAUAAAUUAUGUUCCCGUGAUAAGAAACCUACCUCUUCCAUCACCUUUAGUAGUGUCUGAAAAUUCGCCUCUAGCCAUGAGUGUAUUCCAAGUAUCCAUACAAGACAACGACGGAGCGGAUACUCAUACAUAUACCAUGACAUCAUCACCACCGGAUGGUAUUUUGUAUUUUGAUAUAGACUCUGCAACUGGACUUGUGAGUACUUCAGCAACAACUAUAGUCGAUUUUGAGGCCGUAUCAUCAACAGACUAUACAUUAACAAUAACUGUCACUGACACGAAAGACUAUGCUACACAGAAUCUAUCUCUUACUGUUGCCAAUGUAAACGAACCUCCAGUGUAUACAAAGAAAUCUUAUGUACUUAGUGUCAAUGAAGGUUCGGCAGGUACAGUUCUGCCUGAUCCUGGAUAUUUGUAUACAGAUGAGGAUACAGGCGACACACACAAGUUUUCAAUGACUUGUGGGUCAAAUGUGGGAUAUUUUUCUAUUUCGUCCACCACAGGAUUUAUAACCCUCGCUACAGAUAUUGAUGUUGAUGCAGCUGGCUCUGCUACUUCCUAUGCCUGCACAGUGGUAGUAUCAGAUAGUGUAUUAACUGAUAGUGCCACUUUAACAAUCAAUGUAAACAAUAUCAACGACAACACUCCAGUAUUUUCCAAUAAUUUAUUCACUUACUAUUUGGACAUCGGUUAUCCUUUGAACACUGUGUUUGGUUCUGCUAUCGCCACGGAUGCUGAUUCUGGAUCGUUUGGAACAUUCACUUAUAGUAUUGACCAGACCUCUUUAGGAAUAGAAACAUUUGGGAUACAGACUAAUGGGGACUUAUAUUUAAAGAAUUCCUUAACUAGUUAUGGAUAUGGUGCAAGUCUGAGCUUUACAAUACAGGCAACUGAUACCGGAAGUCUUCAAGGAACGGCCACGGUUUAUGUUGUAAUACCACAAACAACAACUACAUCAACAACAACAACGAACCGAUAUUUAACGUUCUGGGAAUACCCUGCUAAUCCAGCAUGGGUUGUUAUUCUCAGUGUUCUUGGGGUUUUCAUUUUGUGUCUACCUUGUUUUAUGGUCUGGAAAAACAAGGGAUCUUGUACAUAUAAAGGAAGAACUGAUGAUUACAAGGAGAGAAUAAGAGAACCAAGUGAAGUGUAUGAAAACAAAGAGGACAUGACGAAACAGAGAAAGUUUAAUCUGAGAUGGAAGCCAUGGAUGUGGUUUGAGCGAAGUUGAAUGAACCAAUAUAACAACUCAAUGACUGUUCAGUGAUUCGAAUAUUCAGUUCCAGAUUCUUAUUGUGAUUUCAUAGGAAAUCGAGUAGUAAUUUGUGUUCACGUAAUACUAUGUAACUAUUUACUCACGUAAAGCAGUAUAGUCUGGUUUUGUCUUCAUGAUUACCACGAUUAUUGCUAGAAUGCUUUUCCAUUGACACUUAUCUUUCAUAAGUAUUUCAUUUGAUUUCAAUGCUUAACAAAAUGUCAUAAUACUUGACAUAAAUAUCUAUAAAGUGAAAUUUAAUUUGUUGAAUUAGCUUUUAAAAUGUAUCGGUCCGUGGAAUUGAUCAAUUGAAUAAUUUUAAAACGCCCGAUAAAGUGAUCGAUAAACAAAAUUGGAAUGCAUCAAAUUGCUAAGCGCUUAUUACUAUGCUAAAGUUUUAUAUACAACGAGGCUGGUUUUGACCAUUUAAACGUUAUUUAAUUAACAUAUCUGAUAUUUUCCCUUUUUUUUCUCUUCUUUUUUUUAAUUUAUCAAUGAUCUAACUAUGACGCAAGACCAAUUUCGGUCUCAUAGACUUUUCUAUUCUUCAUUUUCUUUCGUUUAAGCUAAAACAUUUUUGCUAGGUUUUUUUGUAUGCAUAUUGUUUCGUUGCCUCAAUUUAACGUGUCGUUCUUUUUAUUUGCCUGCUUUUCAAUGAUUUUGUUCUGCGUGAAAAACAAAACGCAACUAAGAAAGCGGCAGUUGCUUUGUUUCAUUGUAAGCUGUUUGUUUGAACAGAAGUGUACGCCAUCAUCAACCUAUACGAAUAAAAAUAUUUUUUCUUUUUCUUGUUA